AUAUGGCAGAACUUGAGGAUUGACAGUGAAAUCAUUCCGCUCAAAAUUUAUCGUCAGAAUGAGCUGUCGCACCGCGAAAUGGAAUUGAGUCGGAAUUGAGCGAAAGCAAUUGCUUUGACAACUCUAGAUAUUAUAUAUUAUAUUACAUACAAAAUUCAGUUUAUGACAAAGUAACUUUUAAAAUAUAGCAUUACAUUAUAAUGCAACAGCAUGUUUAGUCGUCACGAGCUGACAACGUAAUGCGGCGACGUCAAGAACGAGACGAGUUGUUCUAUGCCCUCAAUUUCAAUGGCACCGGCUACUGCGAAUGGAACUAAAAUGGCCUGGGCAUCGAUUAUCAGAUUCUCGCUGGUCCCACUUUCAUUCUACUCUUCACCAUAGCCGGUGUCUUCAUGGGUUUUGCGGCCGACAAAUACAAUCGGAUCAAGAUGCUCACCGGCAUUGCGAUCUUCCUGCACAGCAGCGUUAAGCAGUAUUGGCAUCAGGUGAUAUUGAGCAUGAUAAUCGCCGCCGGUGAGUCCGGUUGCAAUCCCCUCGCCACCGGAAUUAUGUCCGAUGUUUUCCCGGAAAGCAAACGUGCCUUGGUUAUGGCCAUCUUCAACUGGGGCAUCUAUGGCGGCUAUGGCAUUGCCUUCCCUGUGGGUCGUUACAUUACCAAGCUCAACUUCUUCGACUUGGGCUGGCGUGUGUGUUAUCUGGGUGCCGGUGUCCUGACCAUCAUUGUGGCCGCACUCACUGGAUCGACGAUUCUGAAGGAGCCGGAACCGAAGGCAAUCGGUGAGGGAGAUCGUCAAACGGCCAGCGGUAAAACCGACAUUGUGGCAGGUGAUCAAAAGUCCUGCCAUGAUUAUGCUGAUGAUUGCCGCCUCCAUAUGUCACUGUGGGGCAUGACGUUUGCCAACAAUGCGGAUCUCUAUUACAACACCUAUUUCCCCGAUGUUGAUCUCGGCUGUUGGUUUUUUGCCGUUACCAUUGGCAUUGGCAGCGUCGGUGUCGUUGUCGGUGGAAUUAUGGUCGACAAGAUUGUCGCCCAAAUGGGCAUCAGAUCGCGUACCUUUGUCCUUGCGCUCAGUCAAUUGAUUGCCACGCUGCCCGGCUUUGGUUCCGUCUACUUUGAUCCCUUGUGGGCCAUGAUCACGCUGGGCCUGAGCUAUUUAUUUGCCGAAAUGGUGUUCGGUAUUGUGUUUGCCAUUGUCGUCGAGAUUGUCCCGUUGCGUGUGCACUCCUCGACCAUUGGCGUCUUCCUCUUUGUGAUUAACAACAUUGGCGGCAAUCUGCCCAUUCUUGUGGAUCCCGUUGCCAAGAUGAUCGGCAAUCGCGGCUCCAUUAUGAUCUUCUACUCGGGCUUCUAUGGCAUCAGCUCAAUUCGUUUCCUCAUCAAUUGCUUCCUGCUGGAGGGCAAGCCCAAGACAGAGGAGGUUGUUGCCGCCCAGGAGUCGCAGCACAAGGGACUCGGCGGCGAUGCUGUUCUCAAUGCUUCGUCACUGUAAAGCUGUUCGCACGCCACAUUUACCAGAGAAUUACCCAUAUUCCGUAUGUUCACUCGGAUGCGUAUGUGUGUAUGUGAGGGUGCGUAAAAUACGACAAGCAGGAAGCACCAAAACUUGCAUGUGUGUGUGUUUCGUCCGGACGAAAAAUGUUUACGAAUUGUCCUCAGUUGAGUGUAAGAAUGUGCACAGCAAAAGAGAUCGUCAAAAUGAGGGCGACAUGUUAACCACCUUGAGAACGCUACACACACACUUACGCAAGCGCGACAAACACACAAACAAACAGCGGCGCCAACAGCAAUGCCACCAA
Molecule: messenger RNA, 1797 nt
Organism: Drosophila sulfurigaster albostrigata
Lineage: Eukaryota; Metazoa; Arthropoda; Insecta; Diptera; Drosophilidae
Exons: 2
Coding region: 393-1490 (365 amino acids)
Biological process (GO): transmembrane transport
Cellular component (GO): membrane
Molecular function (GO): transmembrane transporter activity
Source: RefSeq, a predicted model, not a curated record